Chilo suppressalis (striped riceborer) is the source of this 873-nucleotide messenger RNA. NCBI's taxonomy places the organism in Eukaryota, Metazoa, Arthropoda, Insecta, Lepidoptera, Crambidae. The record is from the annotation of a GenBank genome assembly.
AAAGGGAUGUAUUGCGCUGGCGGAAAAAUCAAAUUGCCUCAACUUGAUGCACCAUCAGAGCCAUUGAAAACUUUACUUGCUGGAUCUACCGUUGAAUCGAAGCAUUUCUUAUCGAACAUCAGGAAAUAUAACUCUAGCUUCCAAAUGACGUCAUUUGGUGCGGAAAUCAUGACUGCUCUAUUCAUGCCAACUUUUAAAAUCAAAAGGCAAAUAUAUCACAAAGCUGGCUCCCUGCUCCCGUUCUCAGAUAGUGACCAUAAAUUCCUCCAAAUGUACUUCAUUGGUGAUGAUAGAGAUGAAGUAGAUGCACGUUGUGGAAUACAUACCUCGCUAAGAAGAUCCAUUAUUUCGCAGCUGCAGGAGCUUCUUCACGAAAGGAACAAUUUAGUGCGUUUGUUCAAAACAGCAAUUGAUAUGAUGCCAUCAGAUACCCACAAAAUUAUUAUUCACGCAGACAAAACCCCCGCUGGAGAACAUGUCCGGAGAUAUAAUGCUCCAACUAUAGACGAAGUAGCAAUUGUCAUAGUCGGAGAUCAGUUCCAACCUAGAGAUAUUGUUCACCAUCGAAGAAAUAAUCAAUUAAUAAACGUAGCAGAAACUCACCGUUGAUCUUUACAAUUGUGUGGUUUAGAUUUAGAUGUGGAUUGCUUUUCACAUGGACAACUGUAUGUUGCGUGUUCCCGAGUCAGCAAACCAGAUAGUCUUUAUAUCUACGCAGACAGUGGAAAAACAAAAAAUAUUGUAUUAAUAUCCACAAGUAUUGCAAAAUUAAACUUAUAUGAAAUGUAUUCUUUGUUUUGUUUUCCAUUUCUCAACCAUUCAAUCACAAUGUGCCACUGCGAAGCGUGGCAGGGUACAGCUAGUUUAUUAUAU